AUGAGAACUACGACUAAUACGACGAUAGUAACUACUACUACUACUACUACUACUACUACUACUACUACUACUACUACUACUACUACUACUACUACUACUACUACUACUACUACUACUACUACUACUACUACUACUACUACUACUACUACUACUACUACUACUACUACUACUACUACUACUACUACUACUACUACUACUACUACUACUACUACUACUACUACUACUACUACUACUACUACUACUACUACUACUACUACUACUACUACUACUACUACUACUACUACUACUACUACUACUACUACUACUACUACUACUACUACUACUACUACUACUACUACUACUACUACUACUACUACUACUACUACUACUACUACUACUACUACUACUACUACUACUACUACUACUACUACUACUACUACUACUACUACUACUACUACUACUACUACUACUACUACUACUACUACUACUACUACUACUACUACUACUACUACUACUACUACUACUACUACUACUACUACUACUACUACUACUACUACUACUACUACUACUACUACUACUACUACUACUACUACUACUACUACUACUACUACUACUACUACUACUACUACUACUACUACUACUACUACUACUACUACUACUACUACUACUACUACUACUACUACUACUACUACUACUACUACUACUACUACUACUACUACUACUACUACUACUACUACUACUACUACUACUACUACUACUACUACUACUACUACUACUACUACUACUACUACUACUACUACUACUACUACUACUACUACUACUACUACUACUACUACUACUACUACUACUACUACUACUACUACUACUACUACUACUACUACUACUACUACUACUACUACUACUACUACUACUACUACUACUACUGUAGUGAAUGACAACACACGAGACGGAACAAUCAAAUGUAUUUGA
This is a messenger RNA of Schistosoma bovis, 948 nucleotides long. NCBI's taxonomy places the organism in Eukaryota, Metazoa, Platyhelminthes, Trematoda, Strigeidida, Schistosomatidae. The record is from the annotation of a GenBank genome assembly.